Messenger RNA from Myxocyprinus asiaticus (Chinese sucker), 1417 nucleotides. RefSeq names its product twinfilin-2-like. Gene Ontology annotation, biological process: positive regulation of neuron projection development; regulation of lamellipodium assembly; barbed-end actin filament capping. The transcript has 11 exons. Gene Ontology annotation, molecular function: actin monomer binding; actin filament binding. The coding region runs from base 119 to 1228 and encodes 369 amino acids. The record is from RefSeq and is a predicted model, not a curated record. Gene Ontology annotation, cellular component: cytoplasm; myofibril; actin filament. NCBI's taxonomy places the organism in Eukaryota, Metazoa, Chordata, Actinopteri, Cypriniformes, Catostomidae.
CUGGACCACACUGCUGGGUACAGUGGUGAUACCAGUGCCAGUGAAGACAAUAGGAAGACAGUGUGGGACUUUCAACAGGAAUUCUGACUGAACUAGAGCAUUAACGGAGCUGUUUGGGAUGUCGCAUCAGACGGGUAUCCAUGCAACUCCAGAUUUGAGAGAGUUCCUUAUGAAGGCUAGAAGGGGAGCUGUCAGACUCGUGAAGAUUGUUAUAAGGAGUGAGCAGCUGGUGUUGGGGGCAUACAGAGAGGUGUCUCAGAGCUGGGACCAGGACUAUGAUGCAUGUGUCCUGCCCAUAUUGGACACUCUAGAGCCCUGCUAUAUCCUGUACCGCCUUGACUCACAGAACCAGCUGGGCUAUGAGUGGCUAUUUAUCUCCUGGUCGCCAGACCAGUCACCAGUGAGGUUAAAGAUGGUAUAUGCUGCUACCUGUGCCACACUGAAGAGUGAGUUUGGCAGCAGUCACCUCAAAGAUGAACUGUUUGGCACAGUCCAGGAAGACAUCUGUUUCCAAGGAUACCUACGACACCUCUCCUCCUCCUCCAGACCUGCCCCCCUCACUACUGCUGAGCAACAGCUCCAUCAGAUUAAAAUAACAGAGGACAAAGUGGCACGGGAUGAGCGAAGACAAGUCGCAACCAUAAGUGGACAAGCAAAGGUAACCUCAACAGAGAUCAGCGUGGAGAGUAAAAAUCCAACUUUGCAGGGUUUGGCGUUCCCAUUACAAGUGGAGGCUAAGCACGCUAUACAGCAACUUAAACACAAACACAUCAAUUACAUUCAAUUGAGGUUGGACACUGAACAAGAGAUGAUUGAACUAGUCCACACUAGCCCUACAGAGACAAAAGAGCUGCCAAGCAGGAUCCCCACUGAUGCCCCACGAUACCACUUUUUCCUGUACAAACAUGCCCAUCAAGGACAGGCGCUGGAAGCUGUAGUUUUCAUCUACUCCAUGCCUGGGUAUAGCUGUAGCAUCAAAGAAAGGAUGCUGUACUCCAGCUGUAAGAAUCGACUUCUGGAUGAGGUAGAGAGGGACUACCACAUAGAGAUUGCCAAAAAGAUGGAGAUUGAUAGUGGUGAGGGGCUGACAGAGGAUUUCCUGUAUGAAGAGGUGUACCCAAAGCAGCAUGCUCUAAAACAAGCCUUCACCAACCCAAAGGGCCCUACAGGAAAACGAGGGAACAAGCAUCUAAUCAGAGGAGCAGGAGAGAAUGGAGAUGAGAGCUAGAAUGCAUACAGUCAAAAUAAAAUUACAUCUAAUACACAAUGUUUAAUUUCUCUCUCAUUGGUAGCCUAUUUCAUGUCUGAUCUAUCCCUUUUGUUGUUCUUUUUUAUUUUAGAUUUGAACUUGUUUCUCUUUAUUUCAUUCACUUUAAAAGUACUUCUCACAUGGUUUUUAAGGCCACAUAAAUGUGAA